Molecule: messenger RNA, 1266 nt
Organism: Hemiscyllium ocellatum (epaulette shark)
Lineage: Eukaryota; Metazoa; Chordata; Chondrichthyes; Orectolobiformes; Hemiscylliidae
Gene: nanp
Product: N-acetylneuraminic acid phosphatase
Exons: 2
Coding region: 80-832 (250 amino acids)
Molecular function (GO): hydrolase activity
Source: RefSeq, a predicted model, not a curated record
GUGCGUGCACGCGCUCGCGCCCACCACGGUCAAUCGAGGUGUCGGGAGAGCGUGUGCAUGCGCACAACCUAUCGAUGUGAUGGCCGUUAGAGGAAGUGGGUCUGGUGUGGCCGCGCUUCUGUUCGACCUGGAUAACACCCUAAUCGAUACUGCCGGGGCCGGGAGACACGCGGGGCAGCAGGUCAAGGAUCUAUUAAUAACACAACAUGGUUAUGAAGAGUCUGCUGCUCAUUUCGUUAUUGAGAAGUUUUAUAUGAAGUUGGAGAAUGGGCAUCCUGAUUCCUCUAUGCAGAGAGAUAUUGAUAAAGAGCGCGCAUUACUUUUUGAAUUAGCUAUACAAGAAACAAAUGGGACUAAACCAGACAAGGGUUUGGCUGCUGAAUGUUAUUUUCUGUGGAAAAAUACAAGACUCGAACAUAUCCACAUUCCUGUUGAGGUGAAGGCCAUGUUGAGGAAGCUACGUCAGUCCUACAAGUUGCUUUUACUAACCAAUGGGAGUUCCUCGGUACAAAGGGAGAAGAUUAAAGUCUGCCAAUGUGAGAAGUACUUUGACAUAAUAGUUGUAGGUGGUGAACAGCAGGAACAGAAACCAGCUAGUUCUAUAUUUCAGGAAUGUUUCAGGCUCUUGGAAGUGAAGCCUGAUGCAUGUGUGAUGAUUGGUGAUGAUCUAAAGACUGAUAUUCAAGGUGGGGUGAAUGCUGGUGUGAGAGCAACUAUCUGGAUAAACAACAAUAAUCUAAAACCUGACGCACACAAUGCAGUGCCUGACUAUACUGUUAAAACGGUAUUAGAAGUUAAGGAUAUAUUGGAAAACAUUAACCAUAAAGUUUAACUAGGAACAAUAUACUCCCUCUAUAUACUUUCCCUUUUUAAAAUUAUCUUUAAAGUUUAAAGAUUAUGCAAAUUUAUUUUACUUUAUAUUUUAAAAGUUCAUAUUUUCUAGUAUUUAGGAUUUUAAGCUGCAGAAUUGUGAUGUCUGAAAUAUCUUCUCGCCUGAGUAAAGGUGAGACCCUAGAUUCUAGCUGAUGUCAAGCAGACUACAGGUUGCACAUUGUCCAUCUUCCUGUAACCAUGUUGCCAAUGUUACCUUUCAGCUCAUCCUUCACUGAGAACAGGAUUAAAAUAACUGAUAGUAUCUAUGAUUGGUAGAUUAUUCAAUGAUCAUCAAUAUCCUUAUCAAAUGAUGAAUAGAAAUUCAUGUGAUUUUUUUUCCUUUAAAAAUACCCUCAAAUUGACAAUAAAUUAUUUCACAAUUAUUUCAAAUGU